CGUACUGUCCACUGUCUCACUUCCUCGUAAUCUCUGACGCACAGCGGCACAGCCCACAUUGUACGAGUUGCGGUCUUGCGAUGUUGAUAAUACGUCGCUAACAGUAACAUGCUGAGUUAUUUCGUUUUUCAUUACCUAAAAAAUGCAUCAUCGAUGGCCCCUUUAAUACUAUUUCGUUGCUUUAAGUUUUAUUGAGUGCUAUCCGAACCAUGGAGACAUUUAAAAAAAGAUCAGGUACAACCAACAAAGGCAUUGAUUAUGAAAAUUUAAACAUCGCCAACAUCGGAAUCAAUUGGUCCCUUGAUAACCAAAUCGAAGAUUUUUAUUUAUCCUCUAAUGAUGACAAUUUUGGUGAUUUUGAUGAUAUUGUUAUAAAAAUUACAUCAACAAAGAGUAGCAAUGUCUCUGCUUUACAACUUAAACAUAACGAUCGAGGUACAUUAUCUAUUAAACAACUUAGUCAAGGAAAAGGAGAUUUUAGCUUAAAAAAAUAUUGCACUUCUGUUCAAAGUAUAAACAGCCACGUAGACAGUUUUAUUUUAUAUACUAAUCUUAAGUUUAGCGUUGAGGGAGAUACACGAUUUCGGAUUGACGGUGAAGAUUUUCAAAUUGGGUUGUCUCCAUUUCAACCAAAAGAUAAAAUUCUUCAGAUAUCUGAUGAAUUAAAUCAUUGUUAUAAGUUUCAUGUUGUUGAAAAUGACUGUACAUACGAUUACUCCCCAGAAAUUGUAAUGUACAAACAUUUUUUUGAGAAAUUUUAUUUGUUUGUUAAUCAAGAUAAUCUUAAAACUCUUGAAACAAAAAUAGUGGAGAAGUUUAAAAAAUUAUUUCUCGCAAAUCAAACCGAAUGUGAUGCAUUUUUGAAAAUGAUAUCCAGGUGGAGUCAACAGCAAGGCGAGAAACAUAAACUGUGUAAAAAUUGGAUGCGACGUGCCAUUGCCCUUACGCUUUUGUCUUCCCGAAUUAAACCGUUGUCUUUUGGUAGUAGUGUAAGUAAGAAUAUGAAAAUUUUACGAAAGGCAAUUUCUGCUUUCACGGUUACGGUGUUUGAAAAUAAUAGUUAUCAUAAAAUUAAAGACUUAUGGGGGGAUGCUGUGACUCGGGUUAAAGAUACCAAAGAAUUAAAUAAAACGCGAGAAAUGUAUCACUUAAGCCCGUUUUAUAUUAAAAGUAUUGACGAUGUAGAUUUAAAGUUAUUAAGCACAUUGCUGUGGUUGAACGAUACAUGUCCAAUAAUUGUAACGGAGGAUGCAAUCAUUCAUAAAGUAAUUGCGUUGUGUCCAGACGCUAAGUUUAUUGUUCUUGGAGACGAUGUUAAUGAAAAAUUUACUAAUUACGAGUGUUCAGUUUUUCGAAAUUUAUCAGACUUAAAAACAUCAUGCAGAGACAGUGUUCUCGAAACGUUCAAUUUAUCUAUUCAAGGAAAAGAAGAAGUCAGCUUAAAAAAGGCAUUUAGUACCGAUUUUAUUGAUGCUAUAAGAACAAGCUAUUUGGUGGAAAUGUUGAACGAACCAUAUGCUGUAGGAGGGCUGCAAGAAAAUCUUCCAAAGCCAUACGUCGAGAGGUAUUUAUGGAGAAAUGUUAUAACUUUCAAGUAUUUUGAAAAGAAUGAUGAAAACACUUUAAUUGUCGUAGAUUGCGUGCAAGAAAUAGAUUCAUUGAAGCGAAAAUUAAAGAACUGCAGUAUUCAUAAUCUCGAAGACUAUCUAAAUCAAAGCAACACAAGCACUCGACGGAGUGAAACAGCAGUAAGUGGUACUUCCAGAAUCAGCGUUUUCAUUACUACAAACACGUGCCAAAAAAUGCAAUUUGAAGCGAUUUGCGACAAAAAUAAAGACUUGAAAAACUACCAUCACUUGAGAUUUAUAGAUGGCAACAAUUUUGAAUGGAUUCAGAGUAAGGGUAAUGUAAGCAGUUUGGAAGAAUAUAAAAUAACUGCUUUCCUUUUAACAGAACAAGAGAUGUUAAUGACAAAACUUGGGAAUAAUAUAAAUUUGAUAGUUAGUAAUCCCGGAAUGGGAAAGUCUGAAUUAAUGAAAAGUUUAAAAAACACUUCUCCUCCAGAAAUUUGGACCAUCAUGAUGAACCCCACAGAUAUGUGUCUUUUUUCCAAAUAUCUUACUAGUAAUAAUCAAUCUGCCAACUUAGAGACUUUGCAAAAUUUUCUUUUAAAUGAGAAAUACAGAUGCAUGAAUGAAGGAGCGAAACAUUUUUUGCAAGUAUUUAUUAAACAGAACCAAGUGUAUUACGUUUGGGACGCCCUGGACGAAAUUCCCGCUGAAUCUGUUGAAACGAUUACAAGUUUGAUUGUUGAGCUUUCCAAAUCAAACCACGUCCAGUGGAUAACAAGUCGAUUUCAACUGAAACAUUUAUUAGAGAAUAAAUUUAAUGUGCUUUCUUUAAAUUUAUGUCAAUUCAGUGAACAAGAGCAAAUUACUUAUAUUAAAAAGCGUCUUGAAAACGUUGACACAACCGAAGAGAUUGACCAAAUUAUAAAUACAGUUCGGUCCUCAUUUGCACUAGUUGAACAUACAGAAAUCUUGGGUAUACCUUUACAGAUCUUUAUGCUCACAAAUUUGCUUCGAAAAGAUAUAAACAAAUAUUUCAAACUUCUUUGUAAUAUAUUUGUUUUGACUGAUUUAUACCACUAUUUUGUGGAAGAAAAGAUGAAGGUCUACUUUGAGAAAACCGUGGGUGGUGAUUUUAAAAAUUCCUUAUAUGAAUCAGCAGUGAAAAUACUCGAAGCAGCAAUUAUCAAAUACCAUCAAAACUUAGCUCUAAGAACAUUAUUUUCUGCAGAAUUCUUAAAGAGACUGAAUAUCGAACAUGAAAAUAAUUUCGAAGACUCUAAAGAAGAAUAUAUUUCGGUUGGUUUAUUAACAAAAAUAAUAUCUAAGCCGGCACAUUUUAUUCAUAACUCUUUUGCGGAAUAUUUCGUAGCGCUUUAUUUCUCCCAAAAUCAGCGACUUUCAUCUAUUUUUGUAGAUGUGAUUUUUGAACCAAGAUAUGUAAAUGUACGUUUUUUUUUCGAUUUGCUGUUGGCUAGAGAAUCACCAGCUCAUGUGGCAGUAUUGUACAAGAACAUAAAUUUAUUGGAGAAGUAUGAACAUCAAAUUCGCACAAUUACAGAUGCUGGUGAUCGGAGUGUCUUACAUGUAGCUUCUUCUUGGGGACAGAGACAUCCUCGAUUGGAUGUUGCAACAACUGCUGAUGCUUACAUCGUAGAUGAUUUUGAUUGUCCUAAUAUUGUGGCCGAAAGGACGGAAGAUUUAAAUAUCUUAAAUUAUUUAUUAAAUGCCUGUGAGUUAUCUCAAUGUGAUACACUAUUCAAAUUGACACCGUUGUUGUAUGCGGAAAAAAGUAAGUGCCUUCUUAUAGAAUUAAAGAUUUUAAAACAAUUAAACCAAAGUUUAUUGGAUCUUUCUGUCGAGCAUAUAAUUAACAUAUUGUAUUAUACAGCUAUAUGUGGAUAUGAUGAUGUGAUAGAUCAUCUAAAUUUAGAAUUAUCAAGUGGUAGUGAUAGAGAAAAUGCAAAUCUAUUAAAACUAAAUAAAAAGGUUUUAGAUACCAGAAAUUUCGUGGACGAGACUCUCCUUCACCUAGCAGCUGCUAGACAAUUUGAGAAAGUUGUUAGAUUUUUAGUGAACCAGGGUGCCAAUAUAAAUUUUCCUGACACUGACGGAGCUACUCCUUUUUACUUUGCUUGUGAACAAGGUUACUACAAAAUUGUAGAUUUUUUAGCUGCAGCGGGUGCCGAAAUUAAUCGCGCUAGAACAGAUGGUGUUACCCCUCUUUUUGUUGCUUCCGAAUUUGGACAUGUGGAUGUUGUAAAACGUCUACUUGCGCUAGGCGCAAAUCCAAAUCAGCCUAGACACAAUGGCGCCUUACCUCUUCACGUAGCAUGCGAAUUCGGACGCAAAGAAGUUACAGAACUUUUAGUUGCAGCGGGUUCCGAACUUCAUCACGAGAAACGAGAUGGUGUUUGUCCUCUUUUUGUAGCUUCACAGUUUGGACAUAGCAAUGUUGUAGAAUAUCUGCUUGGGCUAGGCGCAAAUCCAAAUCAGCCUAGAGAUAAUGGUGCAAUACCUCUUCACGUAGCAUGUGAAUUCGGACACGACGAAAUUACAGGACUUCUAAUUGAGUCAGGUGCUGAAAUUGAGCACGAGAAAGUGGACGGUACUACGCCUCUUUUUACUGCUUCGCAGUUUGGAAAUACAAAAAUUGUGGAACGUUUACUUGCGUUAAACGCAGAUCCAAACCACCCUAGGGACACUGGCGCAACACCUCUUCACGUAGCGUGCGAAUUCGGACACGUAGAGAUUAUCGAACUUUUAGUUGCAUCGGGUGCAGAAAUUAAUCGGGGCAGGACGGACGGUGUUGCACCUCUUUUUGUAGCUUCUCAAUAUGCACCAGUCAAGGUUCUAGAUUGUUUACUUGCCCUUGGCGCAGACCCAAAUCAGCCUAAAAAUGCUAGCGCAACACCACUUCACGUAGCUUGUGAAUUCGGACGAUUGGAGAAUAUGGAACGUUUAGUAACAUCAGGUGCUGAAAUUAAUCGUGGCAGAACGGACGGUAUUACCCCCCUUUUUAUAGCUUCUGAGUUUGGACAAAGCAAAAUCACAGAACGUCUGCUUGCAUUAGGCGCAAACGUAAACCAGGCUAGAGAUACCGGUGCAACACCUCUUCACGUAGCUUGUGAAUUCGGACACGAAGCGAUUGUGGAAGAUUUAGUAACAUCAGGUGCCGAAAUUAAUGGUGGUACAACUGAUGGUGUUACGCCUCUAUUUGUAGCUUCGCAAUUUGGACAAAUCAAAAUUGUAGAACUUCUCCUUGCGCUAGGCGCAGAUCCAAAUCAACCGACAAAUUUAGGCGCAAUACCUCUUCACGUAGCUUGCCAAUGCGGACACAAAGAGAUUAUAGAACUUUUAGUUGCAUCGGGUGCCGAAAUUAAUCGCCAAAAAGUGAACGGUGUUACGCCCUUGUUUAUGGCUUCUCAGUUUGAAAGUGUUAAGAUUGUGGAACGUCUACUUGCUCUAGGCGCAAACCCAAACCUGCCUAGAGAUACUGGUGCCACACCUCUUCAUGCAGUUUGUGAAUUCGGACACGAAGAAAUGAUAGAGCCUUUAAUUGCAUCGGGUGCCGAAAUUAAUCAUGGUAGUACGAAGGGUGUUACGCCUCUUUUUGUAGCUUGUAAGUUUGGGCAUAUCAAGGUUGUAGAACGUCUGCUUAGCCUAGGCGCAAACAUAAACCAGCCUAGAAAUACAGGUGCCACCCCUCUUUAUAUAGCGUGUAAAGUAGGACACGAAAAUAUUGUUGAACUUUUAGUUGCAUCAGGUGUCGAAAUUAAUAUAGUGACAAAUUCUGGCCGUUCACCACUCUCUAUUGCUGUAAAGAAAGGGCAUGACAGAAUUGUUGAAAUUUUGAGGGGAUUGAGUAAUUCAUAAUAAUAAUGACCAUAAUAACGAGUUUUAACAACGACUUGAAACUGAAUAGUGUCAAUAGAGAUGAAUAAUUAUUAAUUUCUCUGAUCCCUACCAACACUAAACACAUACAUAUCAUUUGAAAUUCUUCAAAAUAAUUUGCAAGUUGUAAAUAGUAGAAACAUUGUUCAAAAUUAGAGUAAGUAUAUUUGAAACAUCAUCACUAGAUGCGAAUUUUGGUCACUAUUUUUCGGCUAUGAACUUUUUGAGGCGAUUUUUCUGCUACUAAAAUUACUACGCAAGUAUAUUAGACUUUUUGAUGUUUUUGAAAUGUUCAAAUGAAGACAACAAUUAUUUCAUCUCCUGUCUGCAUCAAGAUGUCUGCUGAUGGGAAGGCGAUUCAAUCGCAAUUCUUUAAAUUUUACUGUCGUUUACAAGUUUACAAGUUGAAAAAAAUCUUACUUACGUAUUGACUUUUGAAAUUUGCUGUAUAAAGAACUUUGUGUUAAAAAAUGUACCAUCCAAAGAAAACAGUAUUAAAAUGUUUCAUAAUAAAAUUAUGCAGUGAUGGUAAAACUGGGAUAUCUCAAUUUAGAAUGCUACUUUACCAUCGAUGGAAUACUAAGUACUACAAGUAGACAGUAUGUACUUUGUACAGAAGGAUUUGUAGAGCAAGCGAAAAGCAACUGCUUUACCCUUCAGUUUUUCAACAUGUUAACUUACUGAGAAUUUGGGAAACAAGGUUAAUGUUUUGUUUCUUGAUACUGGAAGUGAAUGAUUAAAUCAUCUUUAACUGGACCUGCUUGAAUCUUUAAGGGAAAAUGUUAUCACAUUAGCAUUCUUUGAUAUAUCGAUCCUGAUCCUGUAUGUUUUGUUUGCUUUAAAUACAUUUUAACUGGAUUCUUUUUGCUUGGUGCAUUUUAUAAACUUAGGAAUUGAAAUUUAUUGUUUAUUACUAUAAUUUAAGAUAAAUUAAGUUAAAUGAUAUGUGAUACUAGGUACUACUAGUACAGAAAGGAUAUGUUGUACAAAGAACUUUUUCUACGACAAAGUUAGUUAUAGUUCAAGUAACCCAUUACGUUUUUUUUUCGAACGUUGAUGUAAAAAGGCAAAACUUUCAAGAGCAUUAACUGUUUUGUAGUCACCUAGUUGCUAUUUUACAUUUUGAAAUUAGAAAAUCAUUUGUUGUUAUUCUUUUUUCUGAAAUGAAAAAAAACUAGAACCACUUACAAAAAAUAAACUUUUAUAA
Zophobas morio is the source of this 6669-nucleotide messenger RNA. RefSeq lists its product as uncharacterized. Bases 210 to 5444 code for a protein of 1744 amino acids. The record is from RefSeq and is a predicted model, not a curated record. Gene Ontology annotation, molecular function: protein binding. NCBI's taxonomy places the organism in Eukaryota, Metazoa, Arthropoda, Insecta, Coleoptera, Tenebrionidae. The transcript has 3 exons.